Molecule: messenger RNA, 8590 nt
Organism: Gekko japonicus
Lineage: Eukaryota; Metazoa; Chordata; Lepidosauria; Squamata; Gekkonidae
Gene: MPDZ
Product: multiple PDZ domain protein
Exons: 49
Coding region: 18-6422 (2134 amino acids)
Molecular function (GO): protein binding
Source: RefSeq, a predicted model, not a curated record
CUGAACAAGUAGAAGCCAUGCUGGAAACAAUAGAUACCAAUAGGGCUCUCCAGGCAGUGGAACGCCUACAAGCAAAAUUGCGGGAACGAGGUGAUACAGCAAAUGAGGAAAAAUUGGGUUUACUGAAAUCAGUGCUGAAAAGUCCUUUAUUCAAUCAGAUCCUGAACCUUCAGGCUUCACUUCCACAGCCAAGAGAUCAGGUAAACAUGGCACCUUUGGUACCCUCGUCUGGUGAACUCCUGCAGCUUCCCCAUCAAAGUACUGUUGUGGGUUCUUCACUCCAUAAUGAUUCCUACCUGUCAGCUCAGCAAAAUGGCAACCUUUCUAGUGGGCCAGGAGUAGCUGCACGGUCCACCACUCCUCAGAUUAAUGGGAAGUCCUCUGGUGAUGAAUUUGAAUUAUUGGUCAGAAAUAUGGCGCAGGGACGACUUGUUGAGACUAUAGAGCUUGUGAAACCUCCAAGUGGUGGACUAGGCUUCAGUGUUGUUGGCCUGAAGAGUGAAUACAGAGGUGAACUGGGCAUAUUUGUGCAGGAGAUUCAAGAGGGGAGUGUAGCGCACAGAGAUGGAAGGCUGCAGGAAGCAGAUCAAAUUCUUGCUAUAAACAGGCAAGCCCUCGAUCAAACAAUUACACAUCAACAGGCUAUCGGCAUCCUACAGAAAGCAAAAGAUAGUGUCCAGCUGGUUGUGGCUAGGGGCUCUUUGCCUCAGCUCAUCAGUCCUGUUGUUUCUCGGUCUCCGUCAGCUGCUAGCACAAUCUCAGCCCACUCCAAUCCGGUUCAUUGGCAGCAUGUAGAGACCAUUGAGUUGGUGAAUGAUGGAUCAGGUCUGGGAUUUGGGAUAGUUGGUGGAAAAUCAACUGGAGUGAUAGUCAAAACCAUCCUUCCAGGAGGAAUAGCUGAUCAGCAUGGUAGGCUGCGCAGUGGAGACCACAUCUUGAAAAUCGGUGAUACAGACCUGGCUGGAAUGGGCAGUGAGCAGGUGGCACAAGUCCUGAGGCAGUGCGGGAACAGAGUGAAGCUGGUUAUAGCCAGAGGUCCAGUAGAGGAGCCAGUACCACCAGCAGUCCCUCCAGGCACCCCAGUACAAACGUGCAUACCAGAUAACCAGAGAGAAGAGGAGACACAAGUUGGAAAUGACACAGAUGGAACCACAUUUGAUGUGGAGCUUACAAAAAACAUCCAAGGAUUAGGGAUAACUAUUGCUGGCUACAUUGGAGACAAAAUUUCAGAACCUUCUGGCAUUUUUGUAAAGAGUAUCACAAAAGGCAGUGCAGUUGAACAUGAUGGUAGAAUCCACGUUGGAGAUCAAAUUAUAGCGGUGGAUGGAACAAAUCUUCAGGGUUUUACUAACCAGCAAGCUGUGGAAGUUCUGCGGCACACUGGCCAAACAGUUCGACUCACAUUGAUUAGAAGAGGCCUUAAGCAGGAAAAUCACAUUCAGCCCCAUGAGGACUUCAGUGCUGCUGCUGAAAAGGAUUUAAUUUUCCAAACUAUGGAUAUUGGCACAGGGAAAGAAAUCUAUGAAAGAGAGCAAGAAGCUCCAUUACUGACAUGCAAUACCAGUGUGGUUCACAUUGGAGAAGAUGUUAGUCCACAGCAAUCAGGUUUUCAACUAUUGUCCACAGAAGAAGGAGAAGAGGCAUUGCUGAACAAGUGGCAGAGGAUUGUGGGGACAAAUUAUGAGGUUGUGGUAGCUCACGUGAACAAGUUUAGUGAAAGCAGUGGACUGGGGAUAAGCUUAGAAGCAACAGUGGGACAUCAUUUUAUCCGAUCUGUUUUGCCAGAAGGACCAGUUGGACGAUGCGGCAAGCUGUUUAGCGGAGAUGAAUUACUGGAAGUAAAUGGAAUAUCUUUGCUUGGAGAAAAUCACAAGAAUGUUGUAAAUAUUUUAAAAGAACUUCCCAUCAAGGUAGUAAUGGUGUGUUGCCGUGCAGCUGCUCCACCUAUUAGUCAGUCCAUAUUGGAUGAAUCACAGAUGACAGAGCAGUCUCAUAUAGAUCUUGGUGGACUACUUGGUUCUUCAGAGACAGAUGAUGCUGAUUUGGAAAUGGCUAACAUAGGACAGAACACUGAUGAUGUUCAGGGAUCUUCUUUGGCAAUGUGGGAAACAGAAAUACAGCAAAUUGAGCUAGAAAAAGGGAGCAUGGGACUUGGCUUUAGCAUAUUGGAUUACCAGGACCCAGUGGACCCUGCCAACACAGUGAUUGUGAUCCGCUCCCUUGUCCCUGGGGGAGUUGCUGAACAGGAUGGCCGGCUCCUUCCAGGAGACAGGCUCAUGUUUGUCAAUGACAUCAACUUGGAAAACGGCAGCCUGGAGGAAGCUGUGCAAGCACUGAAAGGAGCACCCAUGGGGACAGUUAGAAUAGGAGUCGCUAAGCCACUGCCCCUUUCACCAGAAGAGGGCUAUGUUUCUGCUAAGGAAGAUUCCUUUUUCUGCACUGCCCAGUCCUUUGAGGAGGAAGGGCCAGCUGAUUCAGCCCUCUUCCAUGCUGAGCUGGCUCUGGUGGAUUCAAGCGAAGCAGAUCUAGCAGAGGAAUCCACUUUUGAAUCACAGUAUUCCCCGGACAAUGGUGGUACCUUCCAGUCGUCAGUUUCAACUCUGCAUGGCAACAGUUGUGCCAAUGACCUGAACUAUAACCUCUCACUACUCUCUUCAACUCCCAAGAGUGUUGGUAUAGACUCUUCAGAUGCUUCAAUCACUUACCGAUUAUCUGACCCAAACCUGUACAACAUGGAUGUAAUGCAGAGUGGGAGAGAGAGCGAAUCCUCCACAGAAGUAUGUGUGGAACAGCCUGAUGGGUUUAUCAGAAAAGAUCCAACAAUACAUGCAUCUAAGAAACUAGCUGAACAUGAACAUAAAAGCACUUGGGGAGAGCCUCUCCUAACUACUGAAGUCACACAGAAUGCAAAUGUAACUUCCAGGUUGCCUCUUGAUUAUACUGGAAAAGAUCGAGUAUUUUUGAUGGAAAAUAGUAGCCUAACACCUGGUGGAAGGUGUUCCACAAGUACAAGCAAAAACAAAUUUGAAAAGACUAUUACUAUUGCAAAAGGCAAUUCAAGUCUAGGGAUGACUGUAAGUUCCAAUAAAGAUGGCUCUGGAAUGAUAGUUCGCAGCAUUAUCCAUGGUGGUUCUAUAAGUCGUGAUGGACGGAUUGGUGUAGGAGACUGUAUACUGUCUAUCAAUGAAGAGCCUACCACUAAUUUAACUAAUGCACAAGCACGAGCCAUGCUGAGAAGACAUUCUCUCAUUGGACCAGAUAUAAAAUCUUCUCCAACACCUGCUGAUGAUCAGGCCCCCUUUUAUGUCAUUACAUAUGUUCCAGCAGAGCAAUUGGAAGAGUACCAGGCCAGCUUAGGGCAGCAGUCAGAAGGAGCGUUGCAACUAGAUAUUUUUUCUUCUCAUGCUGUCAGAGAAAUCCCAGAACUACCAGAACGUGAAGAAGGAGAAGGAGAAGAAAGUGAACUUCAGAAUGCUGGCUACAGUAAUUGGAGCCAGCCAAGGCGGGUUGAACUCUGGAGAGAACCCAGUAAGUCCCUGGGCAUCAGCAUUGUUGGUGGACGGGGAAUGGGAAGCCGUCUGAGCAGUGGUGAAGUUAUGAGAGGAAUCUUUAUCAAACAUAUUCUUGAAGACAGCCCUGCUGGCAAAAACGGAACCUUAAAAACAGGAGACAGAAUAGUGGAGGUGGACGGGAUUAACCUCAGAGAUGCAAGCCAUGAACAAGCUGUGGAAGCCAUACGGAGAGCAGGCAACCCAGUAAUCUUUCUGGUACAAAGCAUUAUAAACAGACCAAGGCCAGAAUCUCUCUAUAGCUCUUUAUCGUCCUCUGCUCACAGUGGGCAGAAACCUAAUAAUCCAUUUUACCAUCAGCCAUCCCAGAACCUCUCUAUGCCUUACCGGCAGCACAACCCUUUCAGUAAGCUUCCUGUCUACAGCAGCACUAACCCUUUUGUUGAUCCUCUACAGUUCAACACUAACAAGGAUAUGCAGAGUACAGUUAGAUUUACCUUCAGUUGCUCCCCAUGUAACCCCUUUGCUCCUACACCAUUUAAGGCAUCCAGUCAGUCAGAUUCAGAGCCAGAAAAGACUUCAUCUUGUAUCUUGCCAUUACCUCCUCCUUCAGCAUUUCCAGGAAUGAGUGUUGAAGAUGUACAGCAGUCCUGCAGCAAAAACCUGGAAGAUUUGGAAGAUGAGUUUGGAUACAGCUGGAAAAAGAUCACUGAGCGUUAUGGGAACCUGCCGGGAGAUCUGCAUGUGAUAGAGUUGGAAAAGGGGAGGACUGGCUUAGGACUCAGCCUGGCUGGGAACAAAGACCGAUCCAAGAUGAGUGUUUUUGUAGUGGGAAUCGAUCCAAAUGGAGCAGCUGGAAAAGAUGGGAGGCUGCAGAUUGCAGAUGAGUUACUGGAAAUAAAUGGACAAGUUCUCUAUGGAAGGACUCACCAGAAUGCAUCCUCAAUAAUUAAAUGUGCAUCUUCUAAAGUAAAAAUCAUAUUUGUCAGAAACAAAGAUGCUGUCAAUCAGAUGGCAGUUUGUCCUGGAAAAUCAGCAGAGACUUCUUGUGGAACACCUCAACAUGAAGAGGAUGAAGUGAAUAUUCUGUGUUCUAGUUUACCUAUAGAUUUGAGUCCAUAUACAAAUAUUCAGGAUAUUGAAUUACCUAAGGAUCAAGGCAUAGGUAUAGCCAUCAGUGAAGAAGACACAGUAAAUGGUGUGGUUGUCAAAAGUUUAACAGAGCAUGGUGCAGCAGGAAAGGAUGGCCGAAUUAAGAUUGGAGAUCAGAUCCUGGCAGUGGAUGAUGAAGUUGUUGUGGGAUAUCCUAUAGAAAAGUUUAUCAGUUUACUGAAGACACCAAAACCUUCUGUGAAACUUACGGUCAAUUCAAUUGAACGGGAGAGCCAGCCAGCUGCCCAGCCACAGACACCGAUUUACCACUCUGAUUUGGGGGAGAGAUUUAUCCAACAACCAGCAAGUGCUCCAACUUCAGAGUCACCAGAACCAGAAUCAGUUAAAAAUACAAGCAGGUCCUCAACUCCAGCCACAUUGGCCUCUGACCCAGCUACUUGCCCAAUUAUCCCAGGUUGUGAAACUACAAUUGAUAUCUCCAAGGGACGUACAGGACUUGGCUUGAGCAUCGUUGGUGGAGCUGACACUUUGCUGGGAGCAAUUAUUAUUCAUGAAGUGUAUGAAGAAGGUGCAGCAUCAAAAGAUGGAAGACUCUGGGCUGGUGAUCAGAUCUUGGAGGUAAAUGGAAUUGACCUAAGGAAUGCAACGCACGAUGAAGCCAUAAAUGUUCUCAGACAGACACCUCAAAAAGUCCGACUAACCGUUUAUAGGGACGAAGCUCAGUAUAAGGAAGAAGAUAUGUAUGAUGUGCUUAGCAUAGAGCUACAAAAGAAGCCAGGCAAAGGUCUUGGUUUAAGUAUUGUCGGAAAAAGAAAUGAUACUGGGGUGUUUGUGUCAGACAUCGUCAAGGGAGGAAUAGCAGACUUGGAUGGAAGGUUGAUGCAAGGAGACCAGAUAUUGAUGGUGAACGGAGAAGAUGUUAGAAAUGCGAAUCAGGAAGCAGUUGCUGCUUUGUUAAAGUGCUCAUUAGGUACAGUCAGACUAGAAGUUGGAAGAAUAAAGGCAGGCCCAUUCCAUUCGGAGAGGAGAACGUCUCAGAGCAGCCAGGUCAGUGAGGGAAGUGGCAGCCUGUCCUCCUUCAGUUUCCCAGGUUCUGGAUCCAACCCAGGUGAAAGUUAUGAAAGCACGUUGAAGAAGAAUUCAUUGGCAUCUGAAAUACAGGGAUUAAGAACGGUUGAAAUAAAAAAGGGCCCUUCAGAUUCCUUGGGAAUUAGCAUUGCUGGAGGAGUAGGAAGCCCUCUUGGCGAUGUUCCUAUCUUCAUAGCAAUGAUGCACCCAAAUGGAGUUGCAGCUCAGACACAGAAACUGAGGGUCGGGGACAGGAUUGUUAGCAUUUCUGGAACAUCCACAGAAGGCAUGACACAUUCCCAGGCUGUCAGCUUGCUAAAAAAUGCUUUGGGCACUAUUGAAAUACAGGUGGUAGCUGGUGGAGAUGUCAGUGUCAUAACUGGCCAGCAGCAAGAUCCACCACCUUCUAGUCUUUCAUUUGCUGGACUAACAUCAAGCAAUAUCUUCCAGGAUGAUUUGGGACCUCCACAGUAUAAAACCAUCACUCUGGACCGAGGACCUGAUGGGCUGGGUUUUAGUAUUGUGGGAGGUUACGGAAGCCCUCAUGGUGAUCUGCCCAUUUAUGUUAAGACAGUAUUUGCAAAGGGUGCAGCAGCAGAAGAUGGACGUCUGAAGAGAGGGGAUCAGAUCAUAGCUGUCAACGGGCAGAGUCUGGAAGGGGUCACUCAUGAAGAAGCUGUGGCUAUUCUAAAAAGGACAAAAGGAACUGUCACACUCACUGUUCUCUCCUGAUCUCUCUCUACAAAGAUUUAGGGUCGGCACAAUUACUCUAUCCACAUUCCAUGUAGCAAAGGGAAUGGAAAUGUUUUAUGUAGUGUCUCUUGCUAUUUGCAGCUGGCGGGCUGUUUGACAUCACGAAUGAAGAAGAACAAAUGAUCUUAUUUUUAUACACAGUAGAAAUAUUGUCUUACCAUCAAACUAUACUGACUGACUUCUCUAGUGUAGAACAAUGAUGGGAAUUUGAGCAGCAAUAAUAAAAUUACUGUAGGAACGGAACUGAAUAAAAAGAGGGAAAGCAUUCAAAGGAAUUUUUAGUAAUAUGGAAGCAUAGGAAGCAUAUUUCUGUUUUAAAACUCUCUGUUUAAAAUAAUCAGCUCUGCCAGUCUUUCCAUUUGGAUAAUUUGUAAGUAUCAAUUAACCACAGUGUUGACUUCCAAAAACAGACAAAUCUCUCAAACAUUUUUUUUUAAGUCUGAUUAAAUUUUGCUCCUGCUAGGAGUCAUGCACCAAACACUGAAACUGAAUUGACAAGCUACUUUCUGUGGCUGUUAUUACUUGAUAAAAUGUUUAAAGUGCUAAAGAGCCACUUAAACUGGAGGAGAGCUUCAAAUUUGGCUCAGUGGUGUGGGAGGAUAACAGUAGGAUCCACCCCCACCCCCACCUGUCUUCUGUGUCCUCAACUGACUUGACCAGUUGCUAAGGAAAAUAUUGGGCUGGAUCCAACAAUCCUUCGCAGAGCUCCAUUUGGGGAAUGCAAUUCCCCCUGAAGUCUCUCUUGCCCCUCCAAAUGCUGCCCUUGGAUGCAGGGAACUACCAGGAACCACAAUGGGUACAAUGUGGGGAUCUGCAGAAGGGGAAUCAGCAAGAAUUUCCCUCCCCCUGCCCUGAUUCAUGUGCUGGCAGAAAUAGCUGUAGGAUCUGACUCUGCAAGGUUUUUUUUUCUUUUUCAAAAUGCAUGGCUGUAGAGAAAGAAGACGGUAAUGUGAUUGCAUUUAAUUCCAGAAUGCUAAUAUAAAGGCAAUGGUACCAAAGCACCUGUUCACGCUAUUAUUUGACAACCCUGAGAAAGCAAGCAUACAGUCUAUUUCUCUUCAAACAGAGAACUGAAGGUUUUUCAGGACCUUUGAUACGUGUCUUUUCCAAUUCUAAAUCCUGUUGUCUACGAUCCUUUAGCUGGAAAUAGCAGGUAUUGAAACUGAGGCCAUCUUCAGGCAGGAUGUAUGUGUGCAAAAGUCUACUGUAGUUACAGCAUGCCUGCACAAAAACCCUUGUGUUUUUUCGAGACAAAUGUCAAAGACAACCAAAUUGCCACAACUAACUAAGGGGAGCAGGAAAACCACUAGGGCACAGCCAGGCUGAGGUUUCAGAGAUUCAGAUGGCUAUCUGUCUGUGCCUGCUGGGUUUUUGUUUUGUUUUUAAUCUGUGGUAUAUAUGAAUAUACUGUAAUUAGCUGGUGAGGCAGCACCUUAGUCUAAGUUCUGUUCCCAAUCACUGGUCCACUUGGAAAUGUAUUUAUAAGCUUUCUUGGAAUUACUCUGGACAAAUACUAGAAAGCCUCUUGUUGCAGUCAUUGCCCCAAUUGGGGUUGUUUUUCAUUUUGUAGUUUAGUGUCAUGUAUGUCCAGUUAUGAGUAAACCAACCCAGUGAAUAAGACGUGUCCAUCCAAUGAGUAUAACUAGGAUCUUGAAGGCAAUGAAGGAACAAAGCAGUCUUAUACCUAUUAUAGUCUAACACACAAAGCAGUCUUAUACCUGGUUAGUCCAUUUGUCUACUCUCUGUGGUACUGGCUGACUUCUCCACAUGUAUCAUUCAGGUAAUGGCAAGAACACUCCAUUACAAGCCUUACUGAAGACAAAUAAAGCUGCUUCAGAGUGAGGGCAAUGCCAAGCCAAGAAGUACUGCUCUCACUUAGAACUAGCUUUGUUUAGCCUCCAUGACACAGAAAUUUGAGUGCUUUGUGGUUCCGUCAUUAUUACUAGGAAGCACUGUUGUUGUUUUUAAAAAUGAGCCCAACCCACAAAAGAAAAGGUUUGGGGAUCUUGCAGAACCUGUCCCCUAGCCUCUUUUUCCUUGGUAAAAAUAUUUCCUAAAGAACAUUUGGUUAAGAAUUCCAUAAGCAAAAGGAACUUUUCCAAGAUGAAGUAUGAAAUCUAACCAAUAUGUUAGUUUUUGCAAAUUCU